Molecule: messenger RNA, 456 nt
Organism: Parathielavia appendiculata
Lineage: Eukaryota; Fungi; Ascomycota; Sordariomycetes; Sordariales; Chaetomiaceae
Product: DNA-directed RNA polymerases I, II, and III-like protein
Exons: 2
Coding region: 1-456 (151 amino acids)
Biological process (GO): DNA-templated transcription
Cellular component (GO): RNA polymerase III complex; RNA polymerase II, core complex; RNA polymerase I complex
Source: RefSeq, a predicted model, not a curated record
AUGUCGGGCAUUGCCUCAGACGCGCAGCUCUUCGAAGACCACUUUCGGGUCGAACGGCUCAGCGAGCCCAAGUACGACCGGGUGGACCGUAUUUACUGCCAUUCCGAGGACAAGAGCAUCAGCAUGAGCCUCGACGUCAACAAGGAGCUGUUCCCCUGCAAGGUGGACGACGAACUGCACGUGGCGCUGGCGACGUCGCUGCACUACGACGGUUCCAAGGACGACGAGCGCGGCUGGCGCGACGUGGCCAAGGCGGGUGCUAGCGACGCCACGCUGGCCGACAUAUUCGACUACGUCUGCUACGGCAAGAUCUACAAGUUUGAGGAUGCCGAGGAUGGGAAGACCAUCAAGGCAUACAUCUCCUUUGGCGGCCUGCUCAUGUCAUUGGAGGGGCCAUACAAGAGGCUUACGCCCCUGCGUGUGGAUUACGUCUACCUCCUCGCCCGGAAGCGGUGA